UUGUGGUUAGAGUAUAGGAUAGAAUCGUGCCCCCCUUGUCCUUUCGAUCUAAAAGGCGUUUUCUUUUUUCAUAGAAAAUCAUUGAGGAAUAAUUAAAACGAGGGAAAAUUCCUUAAUUCUUUACAUUCAUAGAAGCCCUAGUACAUCAUGUCCGUUGCAUUAAUAACGGCGGGAAGCGCCGGACUUGGGGCGGCAGCCAGUCGGCUCUUCGCCAAGAACGGCUUCCGGGUCAUCGUAAAUUAUGCCAACAACGAGGAACGAGCAAACAAACUCCUUGCCGAACUUCCAGCUUUGUCUACCUUACCUCAAGACAGCACAGGAGAAAACUUUGCUGUCAUCAAAGCCGAUCUAGGUAGCCGAGAUGAUAUAAACCGCCUCGUCAAAGAGACUGUAGAGAGGUUCGGUCGACUAGAUGUUAUCUUCUCAAACGGUGGAUGGACUCGCUUCCGUGGUUGGGCUAGCAUCGAUGACAAUGCGCAUGAAGAGGACUGGGAUCGUACCUUCAACCUUAACGUCAAAUCUCAUAUGUGGCUCAUGCAGGCUGCUAAGAAACACCUCGACGAGACUGAGGGCGCCUUUAUCACCACCGCUUCGAUUGCCGGCGUGAUACCUAGCGGAAGCUCUCUAGCCUAUUCUGUGACCAAAGCCGCGCAAAUACAUCUAGUAAAAGCGCUGGCGGUUAUGGCUGCUCCUAAAAUUAGGGUUAAUAGCGUGUCCCCCGGAUUGUUACUCACUGACUGGGCAGAGAAUUUCUCCGACGAGGUGAAAAAGAACCACAUAGAGAAGACGAAGCUUAAACGCACCGCCACUGUCGAAGAUGUUGCCGAGCAGGUUCUUCUUUUCGCAAAGAGUAGGAGUAUCACGGGAGUCAACGUCGUGGUGGAUGCCGGUUACACUUUGUGACCCCGUCAUAAGACUGGUAUAGGCCUCUCCUAUGUUACGUGUGUAUGUUAGUUAAGAACAGGGACCAGUGCAGGGCGGCUACUUGAUUGGUUUAUAGACAUUGCAUAUUGUGGGUAGGAGAGUGAUGAUGAAUGCUGCCUACCAGUAGUUAGUACAAGGUAAUAGAAAAGCGGUGGUGAAAUGGAAUUUCAAGACUUUGAAGAUAUUAUAUGGACCUAUUAUAAAGAUCAUGGGACUUAUUAGAUGGAAGUUAUACACAGGUUAGUCAUAUGGAGAUAUCACGGGAAAGAAACAAACGAGACGAAAAGUAGAA
Molecule: messenger RNA, 1216 nt
Organism: Annulohypoxylon maeteangense
Lineage: Eukaryota; Fungi; Ascomycota; Sordariomycetes; Xylariales; Hypoxylaceae
Product: NAD(P)-binding protein
Exons: 4
Coding region: 148-903 (251 amino acids)
Source: RefSeq, a predicted model, not a curated record